AAGAGAUAAACUUUUUAAUAAUGUUUAUAUAAAGUUCCAAAUGAUAUGACAUUACUGUCUAAUAAGUUAUGUUUAAUUACUUAUAAACCUAUUUAACAUAGACUACAAUACAUCGCUUUGAGUAUCCAAACGAUGAGUUUGAUUAACUUGUUUGGCAUCACUGCUCUCAGGAGUGAUCUAAUUGUCCGCAAACUCUUCACAGUCAGCGCCGCUAACAUUGAAUGGAGCGGUAAUAAUGACCACAAGUAUGACAUUGUGAUAGUCGGAGGCGGUAUUGUCGGCACCGCCACCGCCAGAGAGCUGGCCAUUAGAAAUCCAAAGUUAAAGUUUGCUAUCAUUGAGAAGGAAAACAAAUUGGCGUUUCACCAAUCGGGCCAUAAUUCUGGUGUCAUUCACGCCGGCAUUUACUAUAAACCGGGUUCACUAAAAGCAAAGUUAUGUGUCGAGGGCUCAGCGCUGGCCUAUAAGUAUUUGGACCACAAGAAGAUACCCUAUAAGAAGAUCGGAAAAUUGAUUGUUGCCGUCACUGACGAUGAACUCAAUGGACUCAAUGAUCUCUACCAAAGAGGUCUUCAAAAUGGUGUUAAGGAUAUGAUAUUAGUUGAACAAAACGAUAUCCAGAAUUAUGAGCCCAAAUGUGUGGGACUGAGAGCCAUAUGGAGUCCGCACACGGGAAUUGUCGAUUGGGCUCAAGUCAACGAGUCUUUCGGCAAAGAUUUUGAGUCAAUGGGCGGUAAAAUCUAUACUAAUUUUAAGGCAAAUAAGUUUGAUUUAGAAGACGAUUCCAAUAACCAAUUGGUUAGAGUUACGGACAGCACCGGUGAUAAAGUGAUUACCGCUAGAUAUGUAGUGACAGCGGCUGGACUUCAAUCCGAUCGGAUCGCCAAACUAACCGCCGGUCAACAGAACCCUAAAAUUGUUCCCUUUAGAGGAGAAUAUUUAAUAUUAAAGAAAGAGAAGAGCGAUUUGGUUCGGACUAACAUUUAUCCCGUACCGGACCCCCGGUUCCCAUUCUUGGGCGUACACUUUACACCGCGAAUGGACGGCAGUGUACUUCUCGGACCCAAUGCUGUCCUGGCAUUCAAACGCGAGGGCUAUAAAAAGAGUGACUUUAGUAUUGCCGACGUCUGGGAAACGAUUAAAUACAGCGGAUUUAGAAAACUUGCGUUCAAAUAUUUAGGCCAAGGUUUUAGCGAACUUUAUAGAAGUUAUCGGACCACAGCUCAGGUGGAAUUGCUUCGCAAAUAUGUGCCCUCUUUGACCAUCGAUGACAUCGAACCCAACAGUUAUCGGGCGGGCAUUAGAGCCCAGGCUCUCGAUGAAAAUGGCAAUUUAGUCGAUGACUUUGUGUUUGACAUCGGGAGCGAAGGCAUAGGGAAGCGAGUGCUUCACGUGCGCAACGCUCCGUCUCCGGGCGCCACCUCUUCGCUGGCCAUCGCGAAGAUGAUCGCAGAUAAGGCUCAACAAUGUUUUGCAAUAUAAUUGAUGACAAAAUUG
Medioppia subpectinata is the source of this 1497-nucleotide messenger RNA. Lineage: Eukaryota; Metazoa; Arthropoda; Arachnida; Sarcoptiformes; Oppiidae. The record is from the annotation of a GenBank genome assembly.